AUGCAGCACAUGGAGAAGGGCUCCAGGCUGGCCCAGGGGGAGUGUCCGUGCCCAGAUUCCCGCCCGGAAUUCCCAGCUGCUCCCUGGGAGCUGGUGAUGGACAAGCAGCACUUCAAGCUCUGGCGUCGGCCCAUCGAGGGGACCCACCUCUACCAGUACAGAGUGUUUGGAUCCUACACAGAUGUGACUCCCAGGCAGUUCUUCAAUGUGCAGCUGGACACGGAAUACAGGAAGAAGUGGGACAACCUGGUCAUCAAACUGGACGUGAUCGAGCGGGAUCUGGCCACGGGCUCCGAGGUGAUCCACUGGGUCACACACUUCCCAUACCCCAUGUACUCCCGGGACUACGUCUACGUGCGCCGUUACUCCGUGGACAAGGAGAACAACCUGAUGGUGCUGGUCUCACGGGCUGUGGAGCAUCCAGGUGUUCCCGAAGAUCCCGAGUACGUCCGGGUGAGAACUUAUGAAUCCCAGAUGGUCAUUCGGCCCCACAAAACCUUUGAUGAGAAUGGUUUUGACUACUUGCUGACCUACAGUGACAACCCUCAGACUGUUUUCCCUCGGUACUGUGUCAGCUGGAUGGUCUCCAGUGGGAUGCCGGAUUUCCUGGAGAAGCUGCACGCGGCGGCGCUGAAAGCCAAGAAGCUGGAGCUGGAGGUGAGGGACUAUAUGGCACCCAAAGGGCCCGAGAGCAGCGAGGGGGGGGGCAAAGCCAACAGCAGGUUCUUGUUGCGUUUGGGGACGGUUUUCCGGACGGUCCGACGCUCCGAGAUGUUCCUCUUGACGCGGACGUUGGGGACGUUGUUGGGGGGGUCGGGGACGAGGGAGGGGCUGGAAUGGGCUUUGGUCAAAGUGGGGGGGUCCGGGGGGGUCACCGAGGGUCCCACCUGGGCUUCCCACCUGGCCAGGUCUUGGGCACCCGAGUUCAACCAGGUUUCCAGCACUUGGACGUAG
This is a messenger RNA of Chaetura pelagica (chimney swift), 954 nucleotides long. It is a transcript of the gene STARD7, whose product is annotated as StAR-related lipid transfer (START) domain containing 7. The coding region runs from base 1 to 954 and encodes 317 amino acids. Gene Ontology annotation, molecular function: lipid binding. The transcript has 8 exons. The record is from RefSeq and is a predicted model, not a curated record. Lineage: Eukaryota; Metazoa; Chordata; Aves; Apodiformes; Apodidae.